Molecule: messenger RNA, 1995 nt
Organism: Daucus carota subsp. sativus
Lineage: Eukaryota; Viridiplantae; Streptophyta; Magnoliopsida; Apiales; Apiaceae
Product: probable nucleoredoxin 1
Exons: 4
Coding region: 66-1793 (575 amino acids)
Source: RefSeq, a predicted model, not a curated record
AAUAUUCCUGGUACUAAUACUCAAACAUAUUAUCCAAUGUAAACUAGGGUUUAAAGUUGGGAAGCAUGCGUUUGGGAGCGAUGGCGAGAGGAUUGAAGUUGGGAAGCACGCGUUUGAGCAGAAAAAGGAAGAGGGACGAUCAUGAUGCUUAUGAAUCAACAAGAAGACCAAGGGUUGGAUUGAAAAAGAGGGGGAGGAGGAGGAUCCCCAUACUCAAAAUUGGAGAUAGAAUUAAUUUAUCGAAAGUCCUCUUCACCAAACACAGGGAUUUUCUCGUCACAUACAAAAACCGCAAUAGUCCGGUCCGCGCUGAGCAUUUAGAAGGUAAGACUGUUGUCUUACAUUUUGUCCCGCUAGUUCCUUGGAAUCCUCAUUUGAGGCUGUAUGUAGAAUCCUUGAUCGAUACAUACAAUGCCUUGCACCCUUAUGGUGAUUUCGAGGUUGUUUUCGUUGGAGUUAAAAUCGGUACAUUUCCCUCCGAUCAGCAUACACUGCUCAAUCCUUCUCUUGAGAAAUGUUUUGAAGAAAAGUUCUCUAUUAUGCCAUGGACUGCCGUCCCGUUCUCCGAUAUUGUUUCACAGAAAUCUUUGGAAAGGAGAUUAAGAUUUCCGUUCUCUCGUUUUGUUUACGAUGUUUACACGGUCUCGGUUGUCCUUGAUCCUUCAGGCCUGGUCUUGCAGUGUCAGGCCGAUGACUUCUUUCUUUGGUAUGGAGCUCGGGCUUAUCCCUUUACCCUCGAAAAGAUAGACUACCUUAUGUCUGCAGAUAAAGAAAUGUCAAAGCAUCCCUCUGUUACAAGACUCCUGACCUCCUUCGGUCGUGAUUAUGUCAUCAACAGAGACAAUCAGGAGGUACCUGUUCGUGAUCUUGAAAAUAAGGUCGUCGCCUUGUAUUUUUAUGAACAUUGUCCAUACGAUGACCUCACAGAGGAAAUUCAGGUGGUCUAUGAGAAGUUGGCUGAUAGGGCACAAUUUGAAAUUGUUCUUGUUUAUGUUCAUGACUCCUUUGAUUCUUGUGAGUUUGCAAGUGAAAAAUCAUUCUGUAAGAUAUUAAACAAGAUGUCGUGGUUAGCACUCCCGUUCAAAGACCCCAGGUGCAAGUACUUGAAGCGUAUAUUUAAUUAUCCUGCGGAGUUGAAUGGGUGGGACCCAGAUCCCAGGCUUGUCAUUAUUGGACCGCAAGGAAAAUAUUUUGAACCGUAUGGUGCUGACAUCUUGAACAGAUUUGGUAUGUCAGCGUUUCCAUUCACUCGUAGAAGAGCUGCUGAGUUGGAGUCCGAGUCUGAAUAUAUCAAGUCUCUCAAGCUGGAUAUGUUAUUGGAUCCAAGAACUUCUUUCAGCCGAGCAAAUGGGACCAAGGUUAAGCUGUCACAAGUCAUGGGGAAGAGAAUCAUGCUUAUUAUUGAGAAUGGUUGGGGAUUUCGAUAUCCCGAGUUUUGGACGAAGUUGAAAGAAAUUUAUCUCAAAAUGAAGAACACGGAAAAUGAGUUUGAAGUGCUCCAUGCCCCAUAUGAAUAUGUGGCAGAUUCAUAUGCUAAGUAUGUUGGAACUAUCCCAUGGUUGAGGCAUAGUACAUUCCGUUUGCAAUCAAAGAAGUAUGCACAAUUGCAACGUGUUCUUAGAGGAGGUGUUGGUCUUCUUGCUUUUGAUCCUGAUGGAAGGAUUGUAAGGAAAACACAAUAUCCUUCUAUUGAAGAGGAGAAUUUUCCAUUUUAUGCUGGUAGUCUUUUUGAGGAGGCCUUGAGGGGACUAGCAAAAAAGUUAGAAUGGGACCGUUGGUUGGUUGAAGUAUGAUUAUCUCUGUUUUGCACAUCUAUCUUGCCAUCUAUAUCUUUGUAUUAUAAGGACUAUCUUUUUAGCAACUUAUCUUUUGGUGCCUACUUGAAAAUUGUCAUAACAGCCACUUGUCUUUUGACUUUUGCUAUCUUAAUAUUUUGUUAUGCUCUCGAUGUGAAUUUUUUUAUUGUUUGUAAUCUUAAUUUUCUGUUAUGCUGUC